This is a messenger RNA of Morone saxatilis (striped sea-bass), 2004 nucleotides long. It is a transcript of the gene cbx8b, whose product is annotated as chromobox homolog 8b. The record is from RefSeq and is a predicted model, not a curated record. The coding region runs from base 123 to 1235 and encodes 370 amino acids. NCBI's taxonomy places the organism in Eukaryota, Metazoa, Chordata, Actinopteri, Moronidae. The transcript is spliced from 5 exons.
UCCAUUCUGUUCGGGAGUAUUAUGGUCUGUCGGGAAUUCAGAGUGGCUGGGACUGGAGAAAAAUAUAUGCUCUGCUAACGUUAGCGUCCACCAAGCUAACGGUAGGUAGCACUGGAGUAAACAUGGAGCUGUCUGCCGUCGGGGAGAGGGUCUUCGCUGCCGAGUCUAUCAUCAAGCGGAGGAUAAGGAAGGGUCGGAUCGAAUACCUUGUGAAAUGGAAGGGCUGGUCUCCCAAAUACAGCACUUGGGAACCGGAGGAAAAUAUUUUGGACUCGCGCCUGUUUGCCGCUUUUGAGCAGAGGGAGCGUGAAAGGGAGCUCUAUGGGCCCAAAAAGAGAGGACCAAAGCCCAAGACAUUUCUGCUCAAGGCUCAGGCUAAAGUCAAAGCCAAGUCCUAUGAGUUCAGGAGUGAGGCAGUCCGAGGGAUGCACAUCACCUACCCAACUCCAGAGCCGGUUAUCACCCCCAGGGCCAGAGAGGGCCUGAGAGCCGUUGUUCCCACCAUCUUCCCACCCAGCACAGUCAACCGAGGAGAAAGCGUACGCAUCCGACCAGCAGAACUGAGCGCCCGUGAGCACCAGCAGCCUUCCCUCCAGCAGACCGGUCCAGAUGGACUCAUCCACGUACCCAAAAAAAGAGGCCCGAAGCCUAAGCCCCGCUUCAAGGACAGCAGCUGCGGCCCCGCCGUCUCUGAGCCACACAAGAGGAGAGCAGAGGAGGUGAGCCACAUCCCUCACAAACUGGCUAAGCUCCAGGGGGGUGGGGAGAUGAGGCUGGUCAAAGUGGCCCACAGACAUCCAGAGAACCACGGACACAGUCAUAAACACCACCAUCACCACCACCACCAUCAUCACCACACGCACAACCGGGGAAUCUCCGGCGGAAGCUCCUACAAGCAGUUCUACUCAGACCGCGGCCUGCACCCACACAGGACAGACAUGGACACACACAGGACUAAGGACAGCUCCAGCUACCUGGCUCCUCCACACUUCAAGCACCAGUCCAAAAUGAGCCAGAACCAGGGUCGCCCUGCCGAGCUCCCACAGAUGGAAAAGCCUUACUUCUUGGACAGGCCGUCCCCGACCAGGCUCGACCACGACUUGGAUGAAGUGACGUGGAGGCCCUCUCUGGGCAACGUGGAAAAGGUCCUUGUUACAGACGUCACCACCAACUUCCUGACGGUCACCAUCAAGGAGAGCAGCACCUCUAAAGGCUUCUUCAAAGACAAAAGAUGAUUGCUUGACUGAUUGUUUAUGCCGCGCUUUGCUUUCUCUGACUUGCAUCAGAAUCAUUCUGAGGUUUAUAGGACACAGUGUGAUUACUAGGCAAAGCAGUUUUUGUAUGUAAUGUAUAAAAGCAAAUUACAUAAUGUGCAUAUAUGUGUGUAUAUAUUAUAAAGUUGGACAUCUGUUUAAUGUAUUGACCAAAUCAAAUGAAGUCCAUUUCACACCCUGCAUUGGUUAAACAUGAAGUGAGUUGCAUGUUUCCUUUGCAGCAGCUGGCUACUUUCUGUACAGAGUUUACUAUUUUGCAACUGUAACUAACUAGAAUGUAUUUUUUCACUCAUAUCUUCCAGCCUAAGCUCAUGCUAGCAAAUUAUGAGAAGCGAGGUGAGGCUUAGAUAAUAAAUUAAGUCCACAGAUUGAAUAUUUCUCUAUAAUUUGAACCAAUUAGACUGAAUAUACCCUGUCGAAUUCAGCAGGGUUAAUAUUUAAAAAUGUACUCAAGCACUUUGAAUUCAAAAGUAUUAAGAAAUAAUCCGUUUGUGUUGUGUUCAAAGACCGAGCCUGUCUCGGGAGUUUGUAAUGUCUCUAACAUUUCUAAUUGUAAGAUAAAUGAAUAAAUUCAACACGGACACACUUAUGUUCAUAUAACGUUUUGCCAUUAACAUAGUAUAUUUUACAUUUUCAUAGAAAACGUUCAUGAAGCUUUAAUGUAAUAAUUACAGAGUUGGUGUCAAAUUGCUUUAUAGACGCUUUUCAAUAAAUCCUUUGAAUUUUCUCA